This is a messenger RNA of Orycteropus afer afer, 2814 nucleotides long. It is a transcript of the gene XPC, whose product is annotated as XPC complex subunit, DNA damage recognition and repair factor. Gene Ontology annotation, molecular function: single-stranded DNA binding; damaged DNA binding. NCBI's taxonomy places the organism in Eukaryota, Metazoa, Chordata, Mammalia, Tubulidentata, Orycteropodidae. The coding region runs from base 1 to 2814 and encodes 937 amino acids. Gene Ontology annotation, cellular component: nucleotide-excision repair factor 2 complex; XPC complex; nucleus. The record is from RefSeq and is a predicted model, not a curated record. Gene Ontology annotation, biological process: nucleotide-excision repair; mismatch repair. The transcript has 16 exons.
AUGGGUCGGAGACCUGGGGCCACCGGGGAGCCGCGGCGACGAGAAGCACGCAGGCGGAAGGCGAAAGACCAGAACCCAGCCCGGCGUGGGGAGGAGGAGGCGGAUGUCCUUGAAGAUGAGAAACCCCCCAAAAAGACCUUUCUUUCCAAAGUUUCGCAAGGAAAGAAGAAAAGAAGCUGCCGUGAUCCUGGGGAUCCAGCCAAUGAAGGUCCAACGAAGAAGAAAGUGGCCAAGAUGACUGUUAAAUCCAGGCACCUCAGGGUUACAAAGGAUGAAGCCCUCAGUGAUGGGGAAGAUUUCAGGAACUUACCAGGUGCCCUUAAGAAGGCACAACAUCCAAAGAGAGAGACUGCCAUUGACAAAGAUAGCAGUGAAGGAGAAGACGAUGAAAGUGAAGAUGACUGGGAGGAGGUAGAAGAACUUAGUGAAGCUGUGACAGGUGACAUGGGAGAAAAUGCAACCUUCUCUAAAUCUGUUCUGCCCGUGAAUCCCGUUGAGAUAGAGAUUGAAACUCCGGAGCAGGCUAAAAUAAGAGAAAGGAGUGAAAGGGUAAAAAUGGAAUUUGAGACGUGUCUUCGGAGGAUGGUGAAACGCUUCAAUAAAGAAGUUCAUGAGGACACACACAAGGUUCACCUUUUGUGCCUGCUAGCAAAUGGCAUCUAUCGAAAUCGCAUCUGCAACCAGCCAGAUAUGCGUGCCAUUGGCCUCUCCAUCAUCCCAACCCACUUUACCAAAGUGCCACUGAGAGAUGUGAACGUCCGCUAUCUCUCCAACCUGGUGAAAUGGUUUAUUGGAACAUUUACAAUUAAUGCAAACCUUUCAGCCAAUGAGCAAGAUAGUCUACAGACUACAUUGGAAAGGAGAUUUGCUAUUUACUCAGCACGAGAUGAUGAAGAAUUGGUUCAUAUAUUUUUACUGAUUCUCCGGGCCCUACAUCUCCUCACCCGACUGGUGUUGUCUCUACAGCCAAUUCCUCUGAAGUUAUCAACAGCAAAGGGAAAGAAACCAUCCAAGGAGAGGUCCACAGAGAAUCCUGGAAGCUCCUCAGAAACUCCUAGCCAAGUUCCAGAAAACCAAACCAAACCAAAGGCCAGCAAAGGAACUAAACAAGAACAAACCUUUUCUAAAAGCACUGACAAUCCAAGUGCCAAAAGGAAGAGGGGCAAGGCAGCUACAGGAAGGGAGAAACAGAGAGAGCCCUCUUCCAGCGAGGAGGAGUGCAAAGGAAGAAAGCCGAAGGAGACCCAGAGACAGCGGCGUGGCCGGGAGCAAAGGGUGACCUCCCGGGUUUCUUAUAAAGAAGAGAGUGGGAGUGACGAGGCCAGCAGUAGCUCUGACUUUGAGCUCUCUGGUGGAGAAGGCCAUUCUCUAUCUGAUGAGGAUUCUGACCCAGGCCUUCGAAGGCAGAGGCGGGCUCCAGCUCCUCAGAGAACAAAGACAGGGUCCAAGAGUGACUCCCAGACCUGGCAUAGAAGCUAUCCCAAUCCCCCAACAGCAUCCUCAAGCUCUUCAAGCAACAAGAGAAGUGAGAAAAUUCCCAGUGGUGGUAAGGAGGUGGAAGGAGGGAAAGCAACUGGUGUCGACCAGUGGCUAGAGGUGUUCUGUGAGCAGGAGGAAAAGUGGAUAUGUGUAGACUGUGUGCACGGUGUGGUGGGCCAGCCCCUGACCUGUUACAAAUAUGCCACCAAGCCCAUGACCUACGUCGUGGGCAUUGACAAUGAUGGUUGGGUACGGGAUGUCACGCAGAGGUACGACCCAGCCUGGAUGACAGCGACCCGCAAGUGCAGGGUUGAUGCCAAGUGGUGGGCUGAAACCUUGAGGCCAUACCAGAGCCCAUUUGUGGAUAGAGAAAAGAAGGAAGAAUUGGAGUUUCAGGCAAAACAUCUGGACCAGCCUUUGCCCACUGCCAUUGGCACAUAUAAGAACCACCCUCUUUAUGCCCUCAAGAGGCAUCUCCUGAAAUAUGAGGCCAUCUACCCUGAGACAGCUGCUAUCCUUGGGUACUGUCGUGGAGAAGCUGUCUACUCCAGGGACUGUGUGCACACCCUGCACUCCAGGGACACAUGGCUGAAACAAGCAAGAGUGGUGAGGCUGGGAGAAGUACCCUACAAGAUGGUGAAAGGCUAUUCUAACCGGGCCCGGAAAGCUCGUUUGGCAGAGCCCCAGCUGCAGGACCAUAAUGACCUGGGCCUGUUUGGCCACUGGCAGACAGAGGAGUACCAGCCCCCUGUGGCUGUGGAUGGGAAGGUCCCCCGGAAUGAGUUUGGGAAUGUUUACCUCUUCCUGCCCAGCAUGAUGCCCAUUGGUUGUGUCCAGCUGAACCUACCCAACCUGCACCGCGUGGCUCGCAAGCUGAACAUUGACUGCGUGCAAGCCAUCACUGGCUUCGACUUCCACGGAGGCUAUUCCCACCCUGUAACUGACGGGUACAUUAUCUGUGAGGAAUACAAAGAUGUGCUCCUGGCCGCCUGGGAAAAUGAGCAGGCACUCAUCGAAAAGAAGGAAAAAGAGAAAAAGGAGAAACGGGCUCAAGGGAACUGGAAGCUGCUGACCAAGGGACUGCUCAUCAGAGAAAAGCUGAAGCUUCGCUAUGGGACCAAGAGUGAGGCAGUAGCUCCCCAUACAGAUGCAGGUUGUGGGCUCUCUUCUGAUGAAGAGGAAGGGACCAGCUCCCAAGCAGAAGCAGCCAUGAUCUUGGCUGCCUCUUGGCCCCAAAACCGAGAAGCUGAAGACCAGAAGCAGAAGUGCCCUAAGAAGACCAAAAGAGAAAAGAAAGAGGCAGCUUCCCAUCUGUUUCCAUUUGAGAAGCUGUGA